Meriones unguiculatus (Mongolian gerbil) is the source of this 5055-nucleotide messenger RNA. RefSeq names its product one cut homeobox 3 (gene Onecut3). Lineage: Eukaryota; Metazoa; Chordata; Mammalia; Rodentia; Muridae. The record is from RefSeq and is a predicted model, not a curated record. Gene Ontology annotation, molecular function: DNA-binding transcription factor activity, RNA polymerase II-specific; RNA polymerase II cis-regulatory region sequence-specific DNA binding. Gene Ontology annotation, cellular component: nucleus. Gene Ontology annotation, biological process: regulation of transcription by RNA polymerase II.
GAGCGGGACGGCCGCCGCCGCCGCCGGGAACGCCGGGCAGCGCGCGGGGACCAUGCCGAGGCCCUGAGCGCGCGCGGAGGGGGCGCCCGGGAUGGAGCUGAGCUUGGAGAGCCUCGGGGGGCUGCACGGGGUGGCCCACGCGCCGGCCGGGGAGCUGCUGAGCCCCGGCCACGCGCGCCCCGCCACGGCCCAGCACCGGAGCCUGGUGGCCCCGGGGCGCGCCGGCCUGGUGGCGGGCAUGGCCAGCCUGCUGGACGGCGGCGGCGCCGGGGCCGGGGGCGCGGGGGCCGCGGGGGCCGCGGGCGGCGGCCCCGACUUCCGCGGGGAGCUGGCGGGCCCCCUGCACCCCGCCAUGGGCAUGGCGUGCGAGGCCCCGGGCCUGGGCGGCACCUACACCACGCUCACGCCCCUGCAGCACCUGCCGCCGCUGGCCGCCGUGGCCGACAAGUUCCACCAGCACGCGGUGGCCGGGGCGCACGGGGGCCACCCGCACGCGGCCGCCGCGCCGCCGCCCCCCCCCCCGCAGCGCCUGGCGGCCGGCGUGAGCGGCAGCUUCACCCUCAUGCGCGACGAGCGCGCGGCGCUGGCCUCCGUGGGCCACCUCUACGCGCCCUAUGGCAAGGAGCUGCCGGCCAUGGGCUCGCCGCUGUCGCCGCUGCCCAGCGCGCUGCCCCCGGCCCUGCACGGCGCCCCGCAGCCGCCCCCGCCGCCGCCGCCGCCGCCGCCGCUCGCCGCCUACGGGGCCCCGGGGCCCCUGGCCGGGGACAAGCUCCUGCCCCCCGCCGCCUUCGAGCCUCACGCCGCGCUGCUGGGGCGCGCGGACGACGCGCUGGCCCGAGGGCUGCCCGGAGGCGGCGGCGGCGGCGGGGGCGGCGGCGGGGCGGCCGGCGGGGCGGCCGCGGGCCUGCUGGCCCCGCUGGGCGGCCUGGCCGGGGCGCACGGGCCUCACGCGGGCGGCGGCGGCGGCGGCCCCGGGGCGGGCGGCGGCGGCGGCGGAGGCCCGGGGGCCGGCGCGGCGGCCGAGGAGAUCAACACCAAGGAGGUGGCGCAGCGCAUCACGGCCGAGCUGAAGCGCUACAGCAUCCCGCAGGCCAUCUUCGCGCAGCGCAUCCUGUGCCGCUCGCAGGGCACGCUCUCCGACCUGCUCCGCAACCCCAAGCCCUGGAGCAAGCUCAAGUCCGGCCGCGAGACCUUCCGCAGGAUGUGGAAGUGGCUGCAGGAGCCCGAGUUCCAGCGCAUGUCCGCGCUGCGCCUGGCAGCCUGCAAGCGCAAGGAGCAGGAUCAGCAGAAAGAGAGGGCCCUGCAGCCCAAGAAGCAGCGGCUGGUGUUCACAGACCUGCAGCGCCGCACGCUCAUCGCCAUCUUCAAGGAGAACAAGAGGCCCUCCAAAGAGAUGCAGGCCACCAUCUCGCAGCAGCUGGGCCUGGAGCUGAACACCGUCAGCAACUUCUUCAUGAAUGCCCGUCGCCGCUGCAUGAACCGCUGGGCGGAGGAGCCGGGCGCAGCCCCGGGCGCCGCCACCACCACCGCCACGUUCUCCAAGGCCUGAGCCUUCUGCUGUGACACCCGCCCCAGCCCCAGGGGACCGCACACUCCAGCCCUGGGGACUUAGGGGCCGGGGGCGGGGGGACCAUCCCCUACCCAGCCAAAGCAAACCCCACCCCCGCCCCCAGGGGACAGGGACCUAUGCCAGCCCCCCUCAGUUUUCGACUCCAAGGGGACCUCGAGGGAAGUGGGUCAUGAAUCAAGCACACCUUAGACACAAAACCCGGGUACUUAAAAAAAAAUGUUUUUUUAAAUAGAGAACCCUUUUCCCAGAUCCCAGACCUCAAAAGGAGAGAGGCGGACGCCUGCCUGACUUACCCAUACUUUCUCUUCCAGGCCAGGUCUCUGUCCCCUCAUCCCCUCCCCAAGAACUGAGACCCAUCCCCAAGUGGCCAAAACCAACGACAAGCCGGAUCCUUACAGCACCCCCAAUCCUCCAUGCCAACCCUUCUGCAGGAUGGCCCCCCACAGCCGAGACCCCAGCCGCCACCCGACCCCAGCGGCCGGCCGGCCUGGAUUAGCCUGUGCCAACAAUCCCCUGCCUUAACGCCGGGGAGGGAACCUGUGGGGAGCCCCUGUCUCCAAGGAGAUGGUAACCCACGUGGAGAUGAGGGCUGCCCACAGCCGCCUCCAUCCCAGCGCCCCUGAGUAACUUAAUUAUAAGCACCUUGAAGAAUGCCACACAGGGAACAAGGCCACCAGAGAGCAAAAGGUGACACCCCAGAUCCCAGGGGAGGGACAUCGGAUUCUCCCAGAUCCAGGGGCCCUUGGAUGCAGAGCUCUGGAAGUCUGUGGAAUUCCAGUUGACUGGGGCUACGUCCCCGAGACCCCCCCACAGAGGACGUUCAGGGGAAGCCUUGCAUUGGUGACCUCUCUCGGAAGAGAGAAGAUGAAAUUGGAAACUGCUUGUUCCAUUGUUUUGCCAAAAAAAUGUACAAUGGGGAAGGGUCAGAGGCCAGGGGUGCCCCACUGCUCAGCUCGCCCCUCCCCUCCGUGUGACAUUUCAAGACCGGCCUGGCAGCCGGAUCCCUGGAGGCUGCCUCACCCCUCCCCUCCUGGGGUUCAAGAUCCUGGCAAUCCUUCUCUUCUGAACCCUACCCCAUGGCUGCCUCCCAGGGAGGGGCCCCCCAGCUUCCCUAGAGAAUGCAAGAGAACUUUCUAGUGAGAAAAAGAAAAAGGAAACCUCCCCCAUCCCGUAAAGGCUACCUCACUGAGCCCAUGCUGUGAUUCGAAAGAUCACGUCUGAUACCAAAGAUUUCCCCCACCCCCAAGGGUUUGUGCUGGAAGCCAGGGUGUCCCCACCCUCAUCCCAUGGCUGUUCCCUACCCCAGAGAGAGAGAGAGAGAGAGAGAGAGAGAGAGAGAGAGAGAGAGAGGACAGGAGGACAGCGAGGUCGGCGAGUGCCUUUUUAUUGAACCAAAGAUGUGUGCGUUUAGUGUCCUCUGUCCUCAGUGACGCGCCGCUCUCCCGCAGGAGCCGCUCAGCUCGGAUGGAUUUCUAGAGCCCUUGGGUGUGAGGCAGAGUGAAGAGUCCCCCUUUCCCACUGAUCGAGUGAAAAGUCCCCCACCACACACAGCGAGACAUACACACACACAGUGACACACACACAUACACACAGUGACACACACACACAGCGACACACACACACAGCGACACACACAUACACACACACACACACACACACACACACACGGCUGGAGAGAUGGCUCAGUCAGGGGUUCAGAGCACAGGCUGCUCUCACAGGGCCCAGUCUUCUGGGGAGUCCCACCCAGGGGGAGCCUCACAACCAUCCACACCUGCAGCUCCAGAGGACCCAGUGUCCUCACAUCCAUCCACACACCCAUACACGAUUAAAAAGAAAAUCUGGGGGACUUUGGUUUACUUGGUUUAUUUUUGUAUGUUUUUCAGGACAGGGUCUCUCUGUGUAGCCUUGGCUGUCCUGGAACUCUCUCUGUAGACCAGGCUGGCCUGGAACUCAGAGAUCUGCCCGCCUCUCCCUCAUGAGUGCUGGGACUAAAAGCAUGAGCCACCACGACCCGGCCGAAAAUAAGAUAAAUCUUUAAAAAAACACUAGCUUGGGGACUGGAGAGACAGUUUAGCUGUUACGAGCACAGCUGCUCUCACAGAGGACGCAGGUUCAAUUCCCAGCACCCACAUGGCAGCUCACAACUGUGUAACUCCAGUUCCAGACGGUCUGACACUGUCACACAGACACACAGGCAGGCAAAAACACCAAUGCACGUGAAAUUAAAACAAAUUUAAAAAUUAAAUGAACAGCAAAAAUAUUUAUUUGGAAACACAUACACACUAGCUCUCAUUGUGAAAACUAAGCCUCCUUCCUCUCACCCAGGCGGCACGGAGCCCUCCCUCACCCUCCUAAAAAAAUUCUUAUUCAUGGCUCCAGAGCCAUCACGUCCUGUGAAGCAGCAGACCUGAGACCCCAAAAUGAGCGGGGAAGGAAGGAAGCGUGGUGCCCGGGACACCCCUUUAAUCCCAGCACUCAGGAGGCGGAUGAUGGAUGGCUGUGGGUUUACACAGUGAGGCCCUGCCUCAGUGACCAGUUAGAACACAUCACAUAUACAAAUACACAUGUACAUGUGUGAGACGAGGCCUUCCUCUGUAGCCAAGGCUAGCCUCUAGCUCCAGAUCCUCCUGCCUCGCCCCCACCCCCGGGGGACUGGGAUUAUUAAUCAAACUGUUUCAGUUUCCUCUGACUUUUUCUUUUCUCCUUUCAUUUCUUUUUGUUUCUGAUGGCGAUGGGAUGGAACCCCAAAUCUAGCACAUGCUAGGCAAGUGUUCAUCCCUGACCACGCCCCCAGCCCCUCACUGGCAGUGGGGGGGACGCUCCACUUCUGAGCCACCAAUGGGAUCUUUUCAAAUUCCAUCAUAUACUCAUACACACUCAUACACGUACACAUUCAAACACUCACACACACACACUCACACUAGAUCAGGGCCCUCUCAAGGCCUGAUGGACAUCUCCAUCCUGCCCUUCUGUCGUCCCCCCCCCCCCCACUUCUGGUCCUUACCUACCAAAGAUCUUUCCUACACAGGGAACCCACAGCCCAGCACAAUUCCUCCUAGCCUUUGACAAUUCUCUCUGAAAUACCUCAAGAUAUUUAAUGUAUAGUUUAUGUGCUAAAAACAAACAAAAAAAAAACAAAAAAACUUAGCUAGUUUUGGGAUUAUUGUGACUCGAAGCUUUAUACCGUUAAAUUAUAAUUUUGCAAAUAAUGGCAUGUUUAUCUCUGACCGGUUCCGUGGGAGACACAUCGAAUGUCAGGGCAGCGAAGCCAACGGUCCCUGGAGGGUGAGAUGGGGGACCCGUGGCCUUCACAGAUUUCCUAUGUACAAAGAGUCUCUUAGGAAAGAGAGAAAGGCAUGCGACAGCUGUACCUCUCCCUGGCUUGUUCUGUUUCCUCGUUUUAUGGAGUCGUGUCUUCUAAGAGUAUUUAUGAUUCUAUGUGUUCCGUGUUCAAAUGUAAUUUAAGAAAAAAAAAAAAAAAGAAA